UAACUACUUUAUUUUACAGUGGCAAAUGAUCACGGUCUCUACCAAGCAGCAAAGCUAAGAGAAAAUAUUACCUUAUUUUAUUACAAAUAUGAAAAUAUUAACUUUAGGAAACCAUAAGAAGACAAGCAACUGCAAACUGGUUUAUAGGAUCAUCAUGGCGAAGGUUCCUAUGGGUAAAGUGCUGCUUCGAAAUGUGAUCAGGCACACCGAUGCCCACAACAAGAUUCAGGAGGAGUCUGAGAUGUGGAAGCUACGGGGCAUGGAACGACAGACCUCAUCUACUCGCGACUCAAAGCAAAAAUGGACAACAAGAAGCAGCAUGCACUGUGACAGGUAUUUGAAUGACGUGGAGGGAUCUGCACGCAGCAGGCUUGGUGAAGGAGAAGGUGUUUCUGUGAGCGAUGAACAAGAGGCUCGUUACUGGACUCGGAAAUUAUAUGAUUUUGAGGCCAAUGAUCCAGACAGGUGGGGUCAUAGUGGUUUUAAGGAGCUUUAUCCAGAGGAGUUUCAGUCAGCUCGAGAUGCUGACGACCCAAAACCCAGAAAAAAUGACAAGAAGUCCAAGAAAUCCUCAAAGCAAAAGAAGAAGAAGAAAAAGACCAAGAAAAAGAAGCAGAGGACAGAAGAAUCAGACUCAGAGUCUGACAGCAGCGCAGCGGGCGACGUCAAGAGGAAGCCAAAGAGGAAAAGCAGCAAAAGCAAACACCGACGGAAAAAGAGACGGAAAGAGGAGGACGACUCGGACGGGGCGGGAGAAAAACCGGACAGGAAACGGAGCAGGACUGUAAGGGACACCCAAAGAGAGCCGGAGCGGAAAAAACGGAAAAACUGGAAAGCAGCCAAUGAGGAGAAAUCAGAGGAGAGCUCUGAGGACUGAUCAUCCGAAAUCUCAGAUUUCUUAACUUCAGUCCUGCAGAGAUUCCAGUUUCUUUUCUGCAGGACAGUGGGACCUUCAGGCCUGGAGCUGGAAAACUUGAUCAUGUGAUGCUCAUUUUAAUCAUUCAGCCAUGUAUCGAUGUAUGUUUUGUAACUUUUGUAUACAUUUGGAUGAAGCCUUGUUUUAUUUGUUCUAUUUUUAACCAACACUCAGGUAUUUUUUCUGUCAUUAGGGAAGAUAUAAAGACAAAUGUUCUGAAA
Molecule: messenger RNA, 1137 nt
Organism: Trichomycterus rosablanca
Lineage: Eukaryota; Metazoa; Chordata; Actinopteri; Siluriformes; Trichomycteridae
Gene: nkapd1
Product: NKAP domain containing 1
Exons: 6
Coding region: 89-877 (262 amino acids)
Source: RefSeq, a predicted model, not a curated record